Messenger RNA from Solanum dulcamara, 2430 nucleotides. Its product is annotated as peptidyl-prolyl cis-trans isomerase PASTICCINO1. Gene Ontology annotation, molecular function: protein binding; peptidyl-prolyl cis-trans isomerase activity. The transcript is spliced from 21 exons. The record is from RefSeq and is a predicted model, not a curated record. Bases 239 to 2107 code for a protein of 622 amino acids. NCBI's taxonomy places the organism in Eukaryota, Viridiplantae, Streptophyta, Magnoliopsida, Solanales, Solanaceae.
GCCCACUAAAUCCCUGGCUCCAGCCCAUUCUUGUUCUAAUGAAUCGAAAUUUUCAGCUAAAUUUUGUCACUAUUCACAGAAUCAGAGCCAAAAGUUGGAAUUUUGACAGUUUUUUAGUGAUUAGUUGGUGACCAAGAAUAUCAAACAGCAACACCCCACUUGAUUUAUAGCCAUUCUUGAUAAAUUUCAUCAAUCUGUUACUCUAAUUUUAAAUACCCAUUAAGUAGCUAAGAGGAAAAUGGCAGAAGUAGCUGAUGAUGAUCAUGAGCAACAAGUUAAGCAACCAGAAAAGAAAAAACCAGAGUCCGAGGAUGACAAAAGAAGAAAAAAGAUUGUUCCUGGAAGUUUGAUGAAAGCUGUUGUGAGGCCUGGUGGUGGUGAAUCAAAACCUGCUGAGGGUAAUCAGGUAAUAUAUCAUUGUACAGUUAGGACACUGGAUGGAGUUACAGUUGAAUCGACACGGUCAGAGUUUGGAGGCAAGGGUACCCCAAUAAGGCAUGUUAUUGGAAAAAGCAAGAUCAUUUUAGGAUUGCUGGAGGGGAUUCCAACAAUGUUAAAGGGUGAAGUUGCGAUGUUCAAAAUGAAACCUGAAAUGCACUAUGGAGAGAAGGAUUGUCCAGUUGCAGCUCCAGAUAACUUUCCCAAGGAUUCUGAGCUUCAUUUUGAGAUUGAGUUGAUUGAAUUCUCCAAAGUGAAGGUGAUCACUGAUGAUUUGGGAGUCCUAAAGAAGGUUAUAGAAGAAGGACAAAGCUGGGAAACACCUCGGGAACCUUAUGAAGUAAAAGCUUGGAUUUCGGCAAAGUCAGGAGGUGGCAAAGUGAUUCUAUCGCGGACUAAGGAUGAACCAUAUUUCUUCACAUUUGGUAAAUCUGAGGUACCCAAAGGUCUCGAACUGGGAAUAUCGACCAUGCCACGUGGAGAGAAGGCAGUCAUUUAUGUUAAAAGCCAAUAUUAUACAGAAUCUACUUUAAUGCCUGUGGUAGAAGGUGUUGACGAAGUUCAUUUUGAGGUGGAACUUGUCCAUUUUAUUCAGGUACGGGAUGUACUUGGAGAUGGACGCCUCAUAAAACGCCGAAUACGUGAUGGAAGAGGUGAAUUUCCUAUGGAUUGCCCUCUCCAAGACAGUUUACUAUAUGUACACUACAAAGGUUUGCUUCUAAAUGAUGAAAAGACGGUGUUCUAUGAUACAAGAAUUGACAACAAUGGCCAGCCUUUGGAGUUCAGCUCUGGAGAAGGGCUUGUUCCUCAAGGAUUUGAAAUGUCUGUUCGUUUGAUGUUGCCUGGAGAGGUAUCUCUUGUAACAUGCCCGCCUGAUUAUGCCUAUGACAAAUUUGAAAGGCCAGCUAAUGUCCCUGAAGGUGCUUAUGUGCAAUGGGAGAUUGAGCUUCUUGACUUCAACACACCAAAGGACUGGACAGGGUUCAGUUUCAGAGAAAUAAUGGACGAUGUAGAGAAGAUCAAAGGCACGGGUAACAGGCUUUUCAAGGAAGGGAAAUUUGAACUUGCCAAAGCAAAGUAUGAGAAGGUGCUUCGUGAGUUUAAUCAUGUUCAUCCUCAGGAUGACGAGGAAGGAAAGGAAUUUGCAAACACCAGGAAUUUGUUGCAUCUCAAUGUUGCUGCCUGCUUACUGAAAUUGGGAGAGCAUAAGAAGUCAAUUGAGGCGUGCAAUAAGGUGUUAGAUGCAAAUCCUGUUCAUGUGAAAGCUCUCUAUCGACGUGGGAUGGCUUACAUGUCUUCCGGAGAUUAUGAAGAAGCAAGAUCUGAUUUUAAUAAGAUGAUGAGCAUCGACAAGUCAUCUGAGGCUAGUGCAAAGGCAGCUCUUAUGAAACUUAGAAAGGAGGAACAGGAAGUUGAGAGGAAGGUUCGUAGGCAAUUUAAGGGACUGUUUGACAAAAGACCUGGUGAGAUCGCAGAAGUCGGGACUAAUGACAGAGGGGAUGAUGAUGAGGCUACAGGUGCAAAUCUUGAAAAGGAUGAUCUUGACAAUUUAGACGACCAUGAAGAGGGAACUCAUCAGACCACAGCGCCUCCACCUCCGCCAGGUAUUUUGUCCCAAUUGAGAAAGCUUUUCGCAUCUGUUGGCCUGAACCGAUGCACCAUAUUGUGAGAUUCAAAACGACGAAACACCAUGCAACGAUAUCAACAUCAUUUCAUUUCUGCUCAGUCAGUGACUCCAAAGAAAACAUAGAAGGUGAUUACUCACACACUAUUAUAACACAAUAACUUGAUGAAGAUGAGACAAUUUAUCUUUUAUGACAUAAUUGAUGUUGCUGUAGUUGUUCAUAUAGAUAUUAUGGAGUUCUUGUUCUGGAAAUGAGAUUUUCCUUUCUACCUAUGAGGCCAGUGUAUUAGAAUUUUACAAAUUAUAGCUCUGUUGAGGAUACUAAAUGACUAAUCUGAAUCAUUUCAACCUCUAAUUUACUUGCUUCA